AUGGUGAGCGCCGUGUGUGUUGCCUUGACGAUCCUCAUGUCCGUUCUUGGAGGACAAGCAGCGAACCUGCUGAGAGUUUCUACAACAUCAGGGAGUGAGUACCAGUCUGAUGAAAAUUUUCCUCAAACAUUAUGUAUUUUUUACUCCUAUCUCUAGAAUCUUCAAAAAGUGCUUUAUGAGGAACUGAUCUGUUAUGAAAACGUAGAAAAAUGAUGUUCCUUUUUAAAAACAUUUUAAUCCUAAUUAAAGGUUCUGUAAGUGAGUUUAAAUUACAACUGACGCCUCUCCAUUUCUUACAAAAGCAACAAGACCAUCAGCGUUUAACUUGAUUAUUGAUUAUUGUUAUUUUCUAUGUCUAAAACUGCUGUCACAGGGUAGGUGUCGCACAAAGUACUUGAAGCUCCUAUGAGGAGUUUUUUGAUGUUAUGAAACAGACUGAAAUUCACAGUGAUGCCUUUUCAUGCUAUCGUAAAGCUAACUAGACCAUCAGCAGAGAUCUUAAUGAUUUUGAUAUUGUGAAGAAGAAUUUUUAUAUUGUAAGAAAUGACACAUUUGAUAAGUCGCGUAAAGACUGCUUUGUCCACAAAGGGGUGCCAAAAUCGACGCAAACGAAAAGUUCCUCACAGGAGCUUUAAGUCCAUUGUUUCUUUUUAAACGGAUACUGACAGACUCUAAAAAAGUUUGACGUGACUAAGCCUAACGUCUCUCCUCAGAUCCUCCCUCCAUCCCCUCAGUGCAUUGCUGGUGUGCGAGCUACCCCAAUAUGACUCUUUGCUCCUGGCCUGAACCCUCUCAAUCCCCACCCACGCACUAUGUCGCCACCUACAGGUAAAAGAACGGAGAAACCCAACACCUCCUGAGUGCUGUGACUCCAAACCAAUAAUACAAUAUUUGCCACCAUGACCUCAUUUAUAUACAUGUGUGUGUUUGUGUGUGUGCCAGAGAGAGACACGGAAACACAGUCACCGAGCAGUGUCAACUCAUCCCACCUGGAUCUUCGUCUCCUCUUCUGGCAUCAGCUUCCUCAUCUGAACGGGUAUCAGAUACAUUUCUUUAACACCUUUUCCUUUUUUUCUUUCUUCAGUCUGUUUGAGUUACAAAUAAAAACCAGAAACACUUCUGUACGCUUGAAAUUUCAGCUGCAAUAAAGUGGCAAAGCUUUGGAAAACCCCAAAUCACAUUACUUGUUAAAUGUUUGUCUUGUGACACUGUGGUUAACCAUGAGUAUGGUUAUUUCUGUAAGGUUGUGUUUUUGUAAAUUAUCUCAAAUUUACACAUGAACACUUUAAAACACUUAUAAAAAGUGGCUAAUAACACAUUUGAACACCGCCUUCUGUUGUUAGCUCUGGCACUGCUACCUGCCCAACCUGAAGCUCCUCACUGACUACAUCAUCAACGUCACAGCAGUUUACCCAGAAGCCAGCAGCUCCCAUCUGGCAAGCUUCAUGAUGGAGGACAUAGGUGAGAGCCCAGGUUAAAAAUAACCUAGGAUGUUGCACAUAUGUUGUAUUUGAUAUGAAGAAACACAAUCUUAAUCUUGCUUUCCUCUGUUUUGCUUUGUGUAGUGAAACCAGAUCCUCCUGUAGACGUCCAGGUUUCCCCACAGAUGAACAGAAACCUGCUAGUGGAGUGGUCUCCCCCCCAGACUUGGGCAUACAUCAACAUCUUCCCCCUAAAUUACCAGAUUCUGUACCAGUGGGUCAGCAAGGGCGUGACCAGACAUGUCAAUGUAAGUGUAAGUUGCAACAACAGUUUUCUAUGGAAUCUACAUUUUCUAUACGUAGAUGUCACAGAUUUACAGAAACCCAAUAGGUGAUUAGAAAUAUAUCCCCAUCUUGAAAUCUUCUGGCUGUCCUGUAAUCUUCGAGUACCUCUACAUCAAAUUAAACUAAGCCUUACGUUUUUAAAAUUCUGUCAAAUUCCACUUUGAGUUAAAGCUGCUAUAAGGAGUUUUUUCUGUGUUUACGUAAAAGACUGAAACUCAUACAGAUGCUUUUACAUGACACCCAAAAGCAAAUAAAACCAUCAGGAACAAGAUUAUUAAUAUACAAAAUGAACUACUUUAGCAUGUAGAGGGCAAGAUAAGUAAAGACUUCUCUGACACUCACAAACCAAUAGUUCCUCACAGUGGUUUUAACAUUCAAGGGGUUUCCCAACAGAAAAUAAACCCUCCAUGGUUGAUUGAAAAGCACUUUGACUGGAGUGUCACAGGAUUCGUUCAACAAUUGUGUUUCUUCUCCUCACUUUUGAUUGGUUAGCUUAAAGUGCUCGAAGACAGGGAGACAAAUAACGUUUUAGUCCACCUUACACAGCUAAACUAGCCUACUGUUUCGUACCCAGGGGAGACCUAUUUUACCCAUAUCCACCUGUGACUCCGCCUUCUUCAGUCUCUGCCUGAGACUAACUCCUUUUUUGACAACUUUACCCCCUAAUAUAAAGUUAGACACAGCUUGUGGGUGUAACUUUUUACACAGAUUUGUAGUCACUAAACCUGACAUCUUGAUAGCUUUUGUAAAGUUUGCAACAUUUGCAGGCAUCCAAAUUUACAACAUAGAAAUAAUCAACCUUAUUGUUGAUGGUCUGGUUAGCUUUUAUAGAUCAUUAAAGAGACACCAAUGUUAACUCUAGUCUGUUUUAUAACUAGUAACUAUCUUUCUCCUUCAGCUGGAGUCAUUUGACAACACUACGGUUGAGCUGAAAGGGCUGAGACCAGGGAGGCUUUACACGUUCCAGGUGUGUGCCAAGGAGCUGCUGGGUCUGGGGGAGUGCAGCAACUGGAGCUCACCAGUAAACAUCACCAUACCACGAGGAUAA
Molecule: messenger RNA, 2814 nt
Organism: Xyrichtys novacula (pearly razorfish)
Lineage: Eukaryota; Metazoa; Chordata; Actinopteri; Labriformes; Labridae
Source: the annotation of a GenBank genome assembly